CCACCUACUUCAAUUGUUCCCAUAACUCUGGUAACAGUCAGAAAACUUUCCAGCUAAACGUCGGAUAACACUGCAUGUAACUCACAGCAUUCUAUAUUGUGAUCAUCAUAACAGCCAAGGCUACCUAAAAGAAGACGCACUUGGCUGGCAGCUUUUUAUCUUUCUCUUGAGCGUUUGAAACUCCAGGCUCCCUGCCUUCCUGGUACCAUGGAUAAAGUCCAGUACCUCACUCGCUCUGCUAUAAGAAGAGCUUCCACCAUUGAAAUGCCUCAACAAGCACGUCAAAACCUCCAGAACCUAUUUAUCAAUUUCUGUCUCAUCUUAAUAUGUCUCCUGCUGAUCUGCAUCAUAGUGAUGCUUCUCUGAAGUUCUGCUGCAACCUCCAGCGCUGCCACUUACUGCCAUCAGCUUAAAAUCUGUCAUCCCAUGAAGAAGGGGAAACAAUACUAUAUAAGAGACCACUUCCUAAAUAGAAGAAUUUCUUUGUGAAAAGGUCGAGAUUUGGAACAGAGCAAAUUGUUAGCAAACGUAUUCAUCUGCUGGAUGUUGUAAACAUAAGAAGGGCUUUAUUUUCAAAAAUUAACUUUAAAGUGACUAUAAUGUAAGUGUGCAUAAUGUAACUGUUAAUUUUCUAAACAGACCUUAAGCUUCUAUCCCAAAUCUUUCCUAAGGAUGAACUAGGAGUUUAGUUUUGAAACCACACUGCUAAUAAGCUCACUUCAUAUAUAAAGCAUCAGCUUCACUCUUUGGGAUAAAUAUAAUUUAUAUUGUACUGUAAAAGCCUCUUGGAUGAUUUAUUGAGUAUUUUUCAGGUAAUGAUUAUUACCAAAAUAAUCAUUCAAAUGAAAUAUCAUAUGAAAUAGCCCUCAUAUCUGUUAUCUUGUUUAUCAUCAUACAGAAGUCUCCAUAGUAACUCUACACUCUAAAACAGAAAUUAUACUUUUUCUGCAAUACCCUAACAUUUUAAGUUUAUAAGAAUUGAGUAAAAUCAAGUAAGACCAUACCCUUAGAUAGAUAAAACAACUAAUUUUCUCAAAGAAUUACAGAAUUUUAAUAUGUGCAGGUAAACCAUAAAUCUGUUCUCACCAGGACUUUAUGAUCAAUAGACAAGAACUGUUGGUUAAUUUAACAUCUGACAGUGUGAUUAGCCAUAAUUACUAACACACUAACAGAAUAGAACCUAAUCUUCAUUUAAAGCACUAUAGCUAAUUACCUGAGUUAGAGCACAUAACUUGCCACUGGAAUCAUAAAAUUUUAAGAUUAGAAUGAUGUUACAGGUUGUCUUCUAUUUUAAUCUCACACUCAUUGUAGGCAAGCAAAAAAAGAAAAAAUAUUACUUCAAGCAUUAGGAAAAAAUAAUUUAACUCUUUCUCCAAAAUCAACAAAUUCUUAAAGUAAAAUUUUUAUCCCACUACUGUUCAUGAUAGGGUAUAGCUAUUUUCCUUAAUCUAUCAACCAGGUUGUAAACACCUAAGUGGUAGGCCACUCUACUACACUAACCAGCAAUACUAAUCUACAAUGAUUUUCUUGCUGAAUACAUUUCAAGUUUCUCUUCAUUUAAAAAUAUCUUCCAACUACUCAUAGAACAAUAGAAGUAAAAAUUGGUCAUUUAAAAAUAUCUUCAAACAACUCAUAAAACAGAAGCAAAAACUGGUUUGGAAAAUAUAUUCACCAAAAUGUGGUACAUUGACUUAGUUUAAAAUUAAGUCUAAAACAGUUUACACCUAUAUUACACAAUUCAACAGUUUUUACUACAGUUAAAGACAUACUACCAAUACAGUAAUUAUUAAAGGAGUAGAUAAGGAAUAUGUAAUUUACUAUAAAAUUUGCCAAAAUAUGGCAAAAAAAAAAAAAAUUGGAAAAGUCAAUCUUGACUAUGGCUUGUAACACAAAUGCUACUAACAAAAUAGUGAAAGAAAUAUUACUGCUUUUUUAAAAUCCCUGAGAGGUACUGGAGAUAGAAAGGGGGAUAAUGUUGGUUCACUGAUAUCUGAGAACAGAGGUUUCAUACUGAGAGGGAUUUCUUAAGUGAAGUCUCAUCUAUGGAUUGGAUAUCCCUAAUAUCAACCAGAAGAGCUUAUAAACAAGAAGUAAUUAAUGCAUUCACUUCACUGGUGUCAAUAAUUACCCAGGCAAAAAGUAACCAAGUUCUAUAAGUAAUUAGCUGCAAUGAUCCUAAAAACAAGUGGAAAUUUUGAAAUAAUAGGUUCUAGCCUUUUCAUUAUGUUGUUCAUUACAAACAUCAACUUUAAAUCAUAAACUGAGAGGUUAUGGAGCUUUUCCAAAGUCAAACAGAAAUAAGAAUUGUUUUGUUGUUCAUUCUGUCUUUAAUAGAAAUUAAAACCUUAUACUUAAGGAUUACAGAAUACUGUAACUCAAAUUAUAUUGUAAAAUAAAUACUCAUUCUUAAAAUGGGACUUAUUUAUUCUGUUUAUCAUAAUCUGUAAAGAGCAAGAUACAAUGAAUUAUGUAUUUUAAAAACGUAUAUACCAAAUGCUCAAAUUCUAACCUUACUUUACAGGGAACCAAAAUGGAACUAUUUUUUAAAUGUUUAAUGUUGCCUUUUAUAUUAUUUGGUUCAAAAUGUUUAUUUAAUUCAAAUCACCUACAUUAAAAUGAACCUUCUUGAACUCAG
Messenger RNA from Capra hircus (goat), 2635 nucleotides. It is a transcript of the gene PLN, whose product is annotated as phospholamban. Gene Ontology annotation, molecular function: ATPase inhibitor activity. NCBI's taxonomy places the organism in Eukaryota, Metazoa, Chordata, Mammalia, Artiodactyla, Bovidae. Gene Ontology annotation, cellular component: membrane; sarcoplasmic reticulum. The record is from RefSeq and is a predicted model, not a curated record. The transcript is spliced from 2 exons. Gene Ontology annotation, biological process: negative regulation of calcium ion import into sarcoplasmic reticulum; negative regulation of ATPase-coupled calcium transmembrane transporter activity; negative regulation of heart rate. Bases 208 to 366 code for a protein of 52 amino acids.